GCCACUCCUGUCAUUCAGAGCCAGAGUCUUGUAGGCUGAGGUGGGAGGCUGGACAGCAAAAGUGAGAGCACAGGUUGAAGAGGAAGAGGUGGAUCCUCCCCCUUUCACUCCGCUCAGCCAUAAAAGCCACCACCGUCCAUAGUCUGACACUCAGAGGGACUUGGCUCUCCUUUUGAAGCACUUCUUCAGUUCUCUGCACACUACAGCGUCUACCACUGCAACCAAAAUGAGGAGAGCAUAUUCAGUCCAAAACUCCGGUGCCAGCAUCAGGAAGUCCUAUGCAGGACCAGGAGCCAGCUACUCUGUGUCGAAAACCACAAGUUAUGGCCUUGGUUCCAGUGCUGGUGGUGGUGGUGGUGGUGCUGGUUUUGGGUUCGGUAUGUCUUCAAUGGGUGGUGGUUCUUAUGGCCAAGGAGGCAAUUUCUCUGCUAUGCCUAUCACAGCUGUAACAGUCAACCAGAGCCUGCUGGCCCCUCUCAACCUGGAGAUUGACCCCAGCAUCAAUGCCGUCCGUAACCAGGAGAAGGAACAGAUCAAGACCCUCAACAACCGCUUUGCCUCCUUCAUCGACAAGGUCCGUUUCCUGGAGCAGCAGAACAAGAUGCUCGAGACCAAAUGGAGUCUCCUGCAGGACCAGACCACCACCCGCUCCAACAUCGAUGGCAUGUUUGAGGCCUACAUCGCCAACCUGCGCAGACAGCUCGACGGGCUCGGCAAUGAGAAGCUCAAGCUGGAGGGAGAGCUGAGGAACAUGCAGGGCCUGGUUGAGGACUUCAAGCUGAAAUAUGAAGAUGAAAUCAACAAACGUGCAGCUGCAGAGAACGAGUUUGUGCUCCUGAAGAAGGAUGUUGAUGGCGCCUACAUGAACAAGGUGGAGCUGGAAGCCAAAGCUGAUGCCCUUCAGGAUGAGAUCAACUUCCUCAGAGCCGUCUAUGAGGCUGAGCUUCGUGAGCUGCAAGGCCAGAUCAAGGACACUUCUGUCGUUGUGGAGAUGGACAACAGCCGUAACUUGGACAUGGAUUCUAUUGUGGCUGAAGUGCGCGCUCAGUAUGAGGACAUCGCCAACAAGAGCAAGGCUGAGGCAGAGACCUGGUACAAACAGAAGUAUGAGGAGAUGCAGUCCUCUGCUGGUCAGUACGGUGAUGACCUGCGCACAACCAAGACUGAGAUUGCUGAGCUGAACCGCAUGAUCGCCCGCCUUCAGAAUGAGAUUGAUGCUGUCAAGGGACAGAGAGCCAACCUUGAGGCUCAGAUCGCAGAGGCUGAGGAGCGUGGUGAGCUGGCAGUGAAAGAUGCCAAGCUCCGCAUCAGAGACUUGGAGGAUGCUCUGCAGAGAGCCAAGCAAGACAUGGCCCGCCAGGUGCGUGAAUACCAGGAACUGAUGAACGUCAAGCUGGCCCUGGACAUUGAAAUCGCCACCUACAGGAAGCUGCUGGAAGGAGAGGAGAGCAGAUUGGCCAGUGGAGGAACCAAUGCCACCAUCCAUGUGCAGCAGAGCUCUGGAGGAUACGCAAACACCAGCUCCAGUGGUGGUGGAUAUGGCGGUGGAUAUGGUGGUGGAUACGGUGGAUCUGUUACCAAGUCCUCAUUCUCAACAACCAGCGCCAGGAGAGCCUAUUAAAAAAAGGAGAGCCGUCCCUCUUCCCCCCUCAGAAGCUUUUGAAUUUGGUCUAAAUCUGUACUCUUUCGUGGUGCUAUGCAGUGCUGUUAAGCAUCUUCCUCAUGAGGAAGUAUAUCCCAAAGAUUCCUUAAAAUCAUGUCAGAUUCAAGAGCUCCUGAUGGUUAUCAUGACCUCAAAGACCAGGUCAGUCAGCAGGGCUGAAGAAGUUCCCAUUCUUCACUGACUUCCAAGAAAUAUAUAAAGGGGAAAAAACGCCAGACGUUGAUGAAGCAUUAAAACUAAGUAAAGAGACCAAUUGAAAAUCAGCACUUGUACAUUUUUUUUGCACUGACUUAAACUGAGCUGAAGUAUGAUCCUUUAGAGGUAUUAGUAGGAUGAUGGUGCUUGUCAUCAUGCUAUCAGCUGAUGUCUUCAUCUUACAGUUGAGUGCUGAUGGAAGACAGGGGAACAAGCCACAACCCUGAAAUUAUAAUUUUGAGUGACUUUAACAUUAAGAGUUCAACUUUGAACUGAUUGGCUUCUGACUUGUUCCUUUUUAAAGAUCUUUCAAUGUUUUCUCUGCUCAGUUUUGCCUUCCAACGCCUCACAGAUAAAACCAUGCUGAAACCAGGUUUAUUAUGUAAAAUCACUCCCAGCAACAUCAUUGAUGAGUGUUGCAGCGAAAUGACAUCAAAUAAAUCUGAAUAAAAUCAAUCUGAGAACUGAAA
Molecule: messenger RNA, 2328 nt
Organism: Notolabrus celidotus (New Zealand spotty)
Lineage: Eukaryota; Metazoa; Chordata; Actinopteri; Labriformes; Labridae
Product: keratin, type II cytoskeletal 8-like
Exons: 9
Coding region: 227-1621 (464 amino acids)
Biological process (GO): intermediate filament organization; keratinization
Cellular component (GO): keratin filament
Molecular function (GO): structural constituent of skin epidermis
Source: RefSeq, a predicted model, not a curated record